Anoplopoma fimbria (sablefish) is the source of this 831-nucleotide messenger RNA. RefSeq lists its product as uncharacterized. The coding region runs from base 1 to 759 and encodes 252 amino acids. The record is from RefSeq and is a predicted model, not a curated record. The transcript has 7 exons. Lineage: Eukaryota; Metazoa; Chordata; Actinopteri; Perciformes; Anoplopomatidae.
AUGGAAAAAGGAAGUUGCAUCACAGAGUCGUCUCCGGCCGUCCGUCCAUCAGUCUGUCUGCAGGACGCUCAACAACAUGCUGCUUCUCCUCACCUUCAGCGGAGUCCUCCUCACAGUCGGCGUGUCGGCCGUCACCACGGAGACGGUGGUGGGCGUGGCCGGGAGCACGGUGACGCUGCCAUGUCACGCCGAGGCCGUGAGUCAGGGAGGAGUGGAGGUGUGCUGGGGCGGGGCCAACCAUCACUGUUCACCUGCCAAGACAUGGUGAUCCACGCCGCCGGAGACCGGCCCACAUACAGGAAGUCACUCAGGUUCUCCGUGUCCUCGUCCUCGUCUCUGACCAUCUUCGGCUCUCGACCGUCGGACGCUGGUUUCUAUCACUGCAGAGUUCUGCUGGCCGGUCUGUUCAACGACCAGACGACCAGCGUUCACCUCAUCCUCAUCCAGCCUCGCUCUGAUGUCUCUGACUCAUCAGACGGAGACGAUGACGGGAACCUGAACGCACCACACACGCCAGGUUACAUCACAUGGGGAAGUGAUGUCACGGGGGAGAACUCCACGGGGCCAAUGGAGCCGCUGGUUCAGUCGUCGGUGAAUCAGCAGCAGGUCAACAGUCUGCAGAGCUUCCUCGGAAACACACUGAGAGUCUCCUUCAUCAUCUUCAUUCCUGCACUGCUGCUGACUGCUGCUUACGGUGUUUGGAGGUCAGAGAGCAACAGGAGGAGCCAAUCAGAGGAGGAGGAGAACAGCUCUGUGUAAACAGGAAGUCACUGUAAUGUGUUUUUAUUUCUCCUGAAUCAACGAGUCAUCACGUGACUCACCUUUUAUUAA